CCUCGUGGCUCGGUUUGUCGCGUUACACAGUUUUUCGGAACUGCAAAUUCCGGAUUUUCACUUUCUUUUCAUCCCGGUCCUGUCGAGACUCCCGAACACCUGGGCGGCGUCCUUUCACGCGUGCAGAUUUUCGCGAAAAAAAAACGCGCUUCGUCGACAGCCAAAAGUGCGCUUCUCAAUCUGGCUGUCGAGUCUUUGCCUUUCUCUUUUUUGCUCGUCUCGUCUCCUCAAAAAACAGCCGGUGUCUCUUGCAAAGGAAGCUCUUCGCUUGCGUGGAAAUGCAGGCAGAAGAACUGCGCCUCUGAGCUACUUUUCUGGCGAGUGUGUUUAGCUCUUUUUCGCGCCUUUUCCGCGAAUUGCCCUGCUCUCGCACUCUCUUUUCCGUCCGAUCUUGGCGUUUAUUUUCGACUUUCCGGGUCAUCUAUUCAUACCUUUCUUCGCUUUCGUCUCCGAAAACACGCCGGGCCUCGAGGCACAGCUUCGACAGCUUUUUUCCGCCUUUAUCGAGACUUCCUGCAAAGAAAACUCCCAGUUUUGUUUCAAUAUCGCUCCAGUUUUCGGGAUUUCUUGCACAAACAAAGGACUCCUUCGAUCGUCAGUGCCGCGCUCUCGCCGGACGUGUCUAGGUCCCGUUUCGUGAGCUGCCGGCUGCCGUGCACAGAACUUUCGAAUGCACGAAAAGUCUAGAGUUUUGACGGCUAUGGUCUCGAGGAAAAAAACUGUUGGUAAACAUUUCCCGGAUCUAAAUGUCGUCCACUCCCAGGGAACUCUGUCUUUUGCUUGUGAGUCUCUGCACCUCGUUUUCACUCGACGCCGAGCGUGUCUCUCACCGCCAUAGAUGACCCACUUGCUGCAAAGACCGGGAAGACAGCCUCCAUGCUCUCUUGUGUCUCUUCGCAACCUUCCUUUGUAAAAGAUAGUGGACAAGCGGAUUUUCAGUCCGCAGUGACUUUGUUCUGGAACUCUCGUCACGCGACACUCCUUCUGAGCUCUAUUGCGUUUUUUUUCGUAGAAACAAUCCUGGAUUUUCCUCCCGUCUGGCACACACACCAGACACGGAGCUCUUUCUCUCGCUGAACGCAUGGAAACACACGAAACUCCGAUGCCUCCUGUCUCCGUCUACCACGGCUGACAUGGAUAUAUUGGUAGCCCGAUAUUCACAUGCAGAGACAUGCAUGGGUUACUGGGUGAAGGUAUAUAUAUAUGUAUAUAUAUAAUAUGCAUAUAUAUAUAUAUAUCGGUGUCCCUGAUACCGUUUCUGGGAUGUGAGGAUUGAUUUCGCUGCUCUGAGAAACAGCAACGGGUUUCUCGUUCCUCCGUUUCUCUGUCGACAGCUCGUUGCCUUUUUUCCGUCUCUCAGGACCCGCUUGCUUUCCAGCUUAACUCUCAUGCACUCAACAUCAUGGCCUCCGCAAGAAAAUUGAAGUUCUAGAUUCUCUUCGCUCCUGUGGUCUGUGGUAUUUUGAGAGAAGAACGUUUCCAGUGCGUAGCUUCAGACAGACAGAGAAAAGGAACUCUGCACUUUUUUAGUUCGUCGAACUCCCCGUGUCUUCACCUUGUCCCCCUGCCCCUUCACGAGGUUCUGUCUGUUUGACUUUCCUCUUUCGUCGUGUUUUUCCUUCGUUUGCGCUUCGCUCUUUCUCCUUCCUAUUCUCCCUUUUCUCGUUGCUUCCGUCUUUGGUUUUUUCGCUCUUCCUCCGUAUUUCUUGUGUUUCUUCCGAUCGGAAGCUCGCUGAGAGGCCGAGCCAUGUCGCUGGCGUCGGCGUCUUUAUUUUUUUUCCAAUUUUGUGUCCUGAGUGGAGAAUCGAAGCGUUUUCCAGCGACCUACUUGAACCCUGCUGCCGGGCUGUUCUCUUCUUCGUCCACUAAACCGACACAGCUUUGACCCCAACGACUUUCGAGCUCAUCCCCGCUCCGGAAGAAUCCUGGGCGUUUCCUUGAGGCCCCGAAGAUCGACGGGACGGAGAGGCGUUCAGACUGGUGCAGAUUUCUCACCCACUUCGUAGUUGACAGACUUCGCGUCUCCACAGGGUCGACACUUGCAGAAAACGUCGUUGUGUGGUGGUUUUUUGGGGAAAUCCUGCGGCAAAGCUAUGGUUUUGGACUCGCGAGCGUCUCUCAACAACGAGCUUCGGGGUGCCAGAUUUCCUCUCAGGGCCUCUUCCAUAAGACAGUCACGUUUCUCUGUGCCUCACCCGGGCAAGAGCUGAAGCGACGGAAGCCUGUCUCCAGCUUCGGAGGUCACCUCAGUCAGGAGAAGAUGGAGAAGGCGAAGGUUUUUCGAACGGUGGAGAAGCAGCACGAGGAAGAGUACGCUGCAGUUCAGCGCUCCUCCGGUGUCGACUGCGUCCCGGGGAAGUACCUGCCUUCCGCCGGCCCGAAGGAGCCGCCUCACACGAACAUGUUCGACUGCGCCGUCGCCGCAGAUUCCCCGCGCGGGAGCUCUUUGGACGUCGUUGGAGGCCUCCGUUGCGGAGCGGCUCGUGGACAUGGCCGCUGCAUGGGCGACGGCGCCGAGACCGACGGCGCCAAGGGGACAUCCGACGAGGUCCGCGAGGAGGCAGGCGCCCCUGCAAAAGGAGAAGGCCGUCGAAGCGUCAAGUACGUGGGUGUGCCACUGAAGGACCUCCCCCAAGGCUCCUCGUUGUCCGAACACGACGUCCACCUUCUGCACAAAGCUCACCACGGCGACCCUUUCGGCGUCUUGGGCUGUCACGAAGUGAAAGGCGGGCAGAAGGAAAAGAUCCUCAUUGUCAGAGCCUGGAUUCGAAAUGCCAAGACCAUUCGUCUGAGGGCCCUUGAGUGCUCCGAGUGUGUGGUGGCCACUGAGGAGCCGGUGCCAAUGGAGAAACGCGCAGACUUCCUCUUCCAGAAGGCCUUCGUUGUCCACCGUCUCGCCUCAGAAAAGGAGACAGCGUCGUCGCCCUGUAAGGCGACCCAGUCGAAGCCUGGGGAGAUCCUGGAGAGUGACGACUCUCCUGUGACAUUCAAGUAUGAGCUCCUCUGUGUAUACGAGGGAGACGAGACGAACGAGGAACGCGUCGCCCACGACACUUACAACUUCGGCGUCCUUCUUCCGCGCUUUGACCUCGAACUUUUCCAGUCUGGUUCAUGUUGGCAUGUCGACAACUUGAUGGGUUCACACAUGUUGACGGUGGAAGGCAUUCGCGGCGUCCGCUUCGCAGUGUGGGCGCCGAGCGCCUGCUUCGUGAGCGUUGUGGGAGACUGGAACGCCUGGGAUGGCCGCGCACACCCGAUGAGGCGAAGAGUCGAAUUCGGCGUUUGGGAGCUGUUCGUGCCUGACAUCGGCGCAGGCGAAAAGUACGGCUACCGCAUCCACACACGAGGCGGCCUCGACGUCAUCAAAAUCGACCCAUAUGCACAAGAGUUCGAAAUCCCACCCAAAACCGCGAGCAUCAUCAGUGCAUGCGAUGACGCAUUUCGCAAGCCGGAGGAGCGCUUCGUGUGGAAUGACCAGGCGUGGAUGUCUCGGAGGAAGCAGUUGGGGGAAGAAGAUCUUCUUCGCAGACAACCCAUGGCGAUAUACGAAGUGCAUCUCCCUAGCUGGAUGCGUGGCGACAACAACACUUACCUUUCUUAUCGAGAACUCGCAGACCGGCUCGUGCGCCAUGUGAAAACCAUGAACUUCACACACGUAGAGUUCCUGCCUCUCGCUCACCAUCCCUUCGAAGGCUCUUGGGGGUACCAGGUCACAGGUUUAUACGCGCCCUACAGUCGCCUCGGAAGUCCCGACGACUUCAAGUACCUCGUGGACAAGCUGCAUCAGAGCGGGAUCGGCGUCUUCCUCGAUUUCGUCCCCGCACAUUUUUGCAAAGACUCCUGGGGCUUGGCUCGCUAUGACGGAGAGCCCUGCUAUGAAUAUGCAGACCCUCGUGAAGGCGAACAUAAAAUGUGGGGAACUCUCGUCUUCAACUUUCGGCGAAGCGAAGUUCGCUCUUUUCUGUUGGGAGCUGCGUACCACUGGCUGCGGCGCUACCACAUAGACGGCCUGCGCAUCGACGCCGUCUCUUCGAUGCUGUACAAAAACCACCAGAGAGAGCCGGGCGACUGGCUGCCGAACGAGUUCGGCGGAGACGCGAAUCUGCAGGCCAUGUCUCUCCUCCAAGAGCUCAACUGGGUCGUCCACCAAGAGUUUCCGGGCGUCUUCACGAUGGCUGAAGAGAGCACCAGCUGGCAAGGCGUCACUGACAAGGAAAAAGGCCUCGGCUUCGACGCCAAAUGGGAUCUUGGAUGGAUGAACGACACGCUGAGCUACUUGUGUCUGCCUCUCUACAAGAGACCAGAGCCAGCUUGUCACAACAAACUGACUUUCCGAGGGCUGUACAUGGCACACGAAAAGUGGAUUCUCCCGCUGUCGCACGACGAGGUGGUCAGCGGAAAGGGCUCUCUGCUGGACAAGUGCGGUUUUGCAGGCAGUCCGUUUGAAGAUCGAAUCAAAACGCUGAAGACACUGUUCGGGUACCAGGUUGGAUCCCCCGGCCGACCCCUCAUCUUCAUGGGCGCCGAAAUCGGACAAGGAAGAGAGUGGAAAGACAACAGGUCUGUUGACUGGCACGAAGGCGAAGAAGAACUUCGAAAGAAACUGUGCAUUUGGGUUUCCGACCUCUUGGCGGUAUACGUCCAUCACAAGGCGCUGCAUGCGGGAGACGACGAGCCGUGGAACUUCAAGUGGACCGACUGCGACAAUAGCAAAGACUGUGUUAUUGCCUUCCUCCGAUCCUACAUGGACUGGUACAACGACAUCCUGGUUGUUUGUAACUUCUCGCCGAAUGUCUAUUACCGCUACCCUAUCGGAGUCCCGCACGGUGGAGAGUGGGAGGUCAUCUUGAACUCUGACGACUGGAGAUACGCGGGCGGCAUGGUCGGUCCGGGAAAUCUUUCGCGAGUCCACACCACUCAAGGCGGACGACUUGGCUGGCCGUACUGCCUAUGGCUCGAUCUUCCUCCAUUCGGUUGCCUGUACAUCAAGAGUCCACAGCCUCAGCCGGAGGUGAAAGGGCUGGAUUCUGCGGAGAAAAAGAAAGUUGCGAAGGAGGACCCACCCGCGAACACGAAUGGCGAUAUAGGAAAAACCGACAAGCGGACAGAAAAGUUGAACGGCGCGGAAGAAGAGAGAACGGCUGUGGAUAGCGGCAACGGCAACCUGGAAGCAUCAUGAGUGAAGGCGCGUGAAAACCCGUUCAUCGUCUCUUGUUUCGCAUGGUUUUUCGGAGGUCUGUGUCUGCGACCAGAGCUCUUCUGAAGGGUUUCAUGGUUAUUCUCAGACCAAAUCACGGCAUAUUAGAUAACCGCUCAAAUUUUACCGGGGAAGGAUCAGCCUGUGUAAGACGGCAGUACCUCAUAGUUGGGUCUCGCUCACUAUUUCAGUUCGUCGUGCUGCCACAGGAGCCCAUAGGGCGGGGCAAGGGCUGUGGACGUAGCCACACGCGUCAACGCCCUACAGGAAACGCAUUGCUUCGCUUCACCGCGACAGGCUGGGUCUCGCAGUUUUAUGUUCCGGAAAAGCGGUAACAUACCGACGAGCCAAUAUCAGAGGUCUAAUGACACAGCACCGGUGUAGAGGUCACCAUUAGGACCACUGCGCCAGCCUCUCGAUGUACCACGACAGUGGAUUCUCCCCUUUUGACUCGAGUGGAGACCGUGCACUCCAAAGGAAAAACAGGCCACGCGAGUCGACUUUUUCGCCUUUGGAAACAGCAUUCAGAAACAAAAGGCUUCGAUAACAAAACAGGAGACGCCGACGACCGCAGCGCAAUUGCCUUCCGUAUACUAGUAUGUGUGCAUGUUUGUCCAUCGAAAAGGUGAACACGAGCAGGAGGGAAGAGGAGAAAAGAUCGAGCAAGACGUUCUGAAUGAAUACCCGGAUCGCGACUCGUUUUCUUCAAUUUGCUUAGUGUUCUGGUGCUGCGUGACUUUUGAGGGGACAGCUCCUUGGCCGCCGCUCAGAGCGUCGUCUCUUUUUGUGUAUGUGUAGAUCUGUAUACCGUGCGUCGCUGUUCCAAAGAAAGGCAGACUUCUGCGCAUUUCCUUGGAGUACAUAAGAUGUGUCUUCUCGGCCCGCACCGUGCAUCUGCCCACAAUCUGAGGUACUCCCGUUCACCGCCAGCGGUUUAGGGUGUGGUAGUGGACCCGUGUGCCGAGACUGAGGGAAAACAGUCUGCAACAUAUACUGUGUCCAGAAAUAUGGAUGUACACUCGAAGCGCACUUGAG
Toxoplasma gondii ME49 is the source of this 6232-nucleotide messenger RNA. Its product is annotated as 1,4-alpha-glucan-branching enzyme. NCBI's taxonomy places the organism in Eukaryota, Apicomplexa, Conoidasida, Eucoccidiorida, Sarcocystidae. Bases 2261 to 5179 code for a protein of 972 amino acids. The record is from RefSeq and is a predicted model, not a curated record. Gene Ontology annotation, molecular function: hydrolase activity, hydrolyzing O-glycosyl compounds; cation binding; 1,4-alpha-glucan branching enzyme activity. Gene Ontology annotation, biological process: glycogen biosynthetic process. Gene Ontology annotation, cellular component: cytoplasm; cytosol. The transcript is spliced from 13 exons.